Molecule: messenger RNA, 569 nt
Organism: Arachis ipaensis
Lineage: Eukaryota; Viridiplantae; Streptophyta; Magnoliopsida; Fabales; Fabaceae
Source: RefSeq, a predicted model, not a curated record
CGUUGGGAAAAAAGUUUUCAUCGUCUCCCGUAGCUUGCUUGCGUAUAUGCCUCAAACUUUCUUUCAAUAUCAGUUGCUUGGUUUUUCGAUUUACUUUUAAAAUUUUGUGAAACUUUCAAGAUUAAUUGGUAAUUUACACAUACAAAUGAACCCAGAUGGGGAGAUGCAAUCUGUGUCAAAUAUUUGCUCCUGCAGUAUGGUCUUUGACCUGGACCCAUAUCUGACAAUACCAAUAAGUUUCAUGGAGAUGGCAUUCGGCGAGAAGCCUCACCAACUAUAUGUUGUUGAUGAAGCUGGUAUCAUAUAUGCUGUCGAUUUCCGAUGUAGACUAAGCCGGCCGAGAGAAUGGUAUCAUGGAAAGGGAUGGUGCAAGUUUGCAAGUGAUCAUAUGAUUCGGUGUGGUAGCUUAAUUCAUCUUGUGGUUUCUUCUCUUCAAAAUACAAUGAUUUAUUGCAACGUGUUAUCACUUUGAUCCUUCUAAUCAUGGAUGUGUAUGUUUUCUGUAGCUAUCGUGUUUGCAAUUUAGAUUAUUACCCAUUCGCCUAAUUUGUUGUGUUUGUCCUAUAGAA